AUGAGACGGAACGGAAUUCCUGACGCCCAAAUCGAGUGUCGGCGUUUGCCGACGCUUGAUUUGGGCGCCAUCAACAAACAACUCCCACUCUCUCAACCACCACCAUCAUCCACGACGCCAACCCACCUCGCGACACCGCCACGUCACCAACGGCCACCACGACGCACACAACGACGACACGACGAACGACGCAAGUCGUCGUUCGUCGUACGACGCAAGUCGUCGUUCGUCGUCAUAGCUCGUCCCACCCAGCCUGCUAACACCAGGCACACGACGAGGGACAACCACGUCAACGCACGACCACGACCACCACGCCCACAGACGACGACACGCCUCACCACGUCAACGGAGGGCCACGCCAACAAACGACACGCCCACGACGACACCACCACCACGUCAACGGGCGACGACCGCGUCAACGGACGCCCACGUCAACGGACGACGACGACGUCAACAGACGACGAGCACGUUAGUGGACGACGAGCGACCACCGCCACGUCAACGGACCACCGCCACGUCAACAGACGACGACGACGAAGCCAACGGACGACGACAACGCCAACGGACGACAACGCCAACGGCCGACGACGACAACGCCGCCAACAGACGACAACGCCAACGGACGACGUCGACGAUGCCAAUGGACGGCCACGUCAACGACGACGAGCGUGUCCCGCUCCACCACGUACACACGGCGACAAGUGUUGUCCCUCCCCCUUUUCUUUCCCUGUCCCUACUCCCUUCCUUUUCCCUAUCACCCUUCCCCCUUCCCUUCCCUGUCCCUACACCCUUCCCCCUUCCUUUUCCCUGUCCCUACACCCUUCCCCCUACCUUUUCCCUCCCCCUUCCCUGCCCAUCCCUUCCUUCCUCCACCCCCAUUUAUUUCUGCCCCCCUCCUCCCCCCCUUCCUUUAACUUAGAAUACAGCAUGAAGUCACAUAGACUUGGGUUUGGAUGA
Laccaria bicolor S238N-H82 is the source of this 957-nucleotide messenger RNA. RefSeq lists its product as uncharacterized. The transcript is spliced from 4 exons. Lineage: Eukaryota; Fungi; Basidiomycota; Agaricomycetes; Agaricales; Hydnangiaceae. Bases 1 to 957 code for a protein of 318 amino acids. The record is from RefSeq and is a predicted model, not a curated record.